Messenger RNA from Ilex paraguariensis (yerba mate), 1479 nucleotides. Lineage: Eukaryota; Viridiplantae; Streptophyta; Magnoliopsida; Aquifoliales; Aquifoliaceae. The record is from the annotation of a GenBank genome assembly.
AUGUCGUCGAGCGAGUAUAGUGUUAUACAUAUUGGGAUUUUUAGCAUUGAAAUGGAUAACAAAGGGAGUGUGUUGAUGGAAAGAUAUGAGUUGGGGAGAUUACUAGGCCAAGGGACGUUUGCAAAGGUCUACUAUGCAAGAAGUCUCAAAACUGGGCAGAGUGUGGCCAUUAAAGUAGUAGACAAGGAAAAGGUUUUGAGAGUUGGACUCGUGGAUCAGAUCAAGCGAGAAAUAUCUGUCAUGAGACUUGUCAGACACCCUAAUAUAGUGCAACUUUUUGAAGUCAUGGCCACCAAAGCCAAGAUCUAUUUUGUCAUGGAAUAUGCUAAAGGCGGUGAGCUCUUUGAUAAGGUGGCUAAAGGAAAGCUAAAGGAGGAUGUUGCUCGAAAAUAUUUUCAGCAGCUGAUCAACGCUGUUGAUUUCUGCCACAGCAGGGGUGUCUAUCACCGGGAUUUGAAGCCAGAAAACUUGCUAUUAGAUGAGAAUGAGAAUCUGAAGGUUUCCGAUUUUGGGUUAAGUGCCUUUGCUGAAUCAAAGCGCCAAGAUGGGCUGCUUCACACAACUUGUGGGACCCCUGCAUAUGUUGCUCCUGAAGUGAUUAACAGGAAAGGCUAUGAUGGAGUCAAAGCUGAUAUUUGGUCAUGUGGGGUAAUACUAUUUGUUCUAUUGGCUGGUUAUCUUCCAUUCCAUGAUUCAAAUUUAAUGGAGAUGUAUAGGAAGAUAGGCAAAGCAGAGUAUAAAUGUCCCAAUUGGUUUCCACCUGAAGUACGCAGGCUACUGUUGAGAAUAUUGGAUCCAAAUCCAACAACUAGAAUCUCGAUCUCAAAAAUUAAGGAGAAUUCUUGGUUCAAAAGGGGAUUGAACUCUAAACCAAUAAAAACUGAUACAGUGAACAAAGAAAUGGCUUCUUCAAAUGCAGAUGCAGCUUCUAGUUCCUGUGGAAAUAGUGCUGUGGCUGCUCAAGAUAAACAAGAGUUAGUGAGGCUUUCAAACUUAAAUGCGUUUGACAUCAUCUCCCUGUCUGCUGGCUUUGAUCUAUCUGGACUGUUUGAAGAACCUUGUCUGAAAAAAGAAGCAAGAUUCACAUCCUGGCAACCUGCCUCAGUUAUCAUCUCUAAACUAGAAGAAGUUGCUAAACGUCUGAGACUAAAGAUGGGGAAAAAGGAUGGAGGGCUGCUAAAGUUCGAGGGAACAAAGGAAGGUAGGAAAGGAAUCUUGUCAAUUGACGCAGAGAUCUUUGAGUUCACUCCCUCCUUUCAUCUGGUGGAGCUCAAGCAAUCUAGGGGAGAUACAUUGGAAUAUCAGGAGCUGAUGAAAGAGGGUAUAAGACCUGGUCUUCAAGAUAUUGUUUGGGUUUGGCAAGGUGAGCAACACCCAGAGCAACCACCACAAGAACAGCAUCAGCAACAACUAUCAGAGCAACCACCACAAGAACAGCAUCAGCAACAACUAUCACAGGACGAGUCACAACAACUAUGA